CCUGGGCCUGUCUAAAGAAAGAUUCUCCCGACGUCUUCAUAUAACCCUCUCCGUGGCCCUGGUAUCUGUUUCCACCCCCUUCUGGCGCCUUUCUCCUAUUUCAUGCGGUGACAAUGGCAUCGCAGUUAACCCAGAAGCCAGACACUUCCACAAGCGGGGAAAUCGACUAUUCAACACAGGCCCCCAAGAUUCUGGCCAUCUCAGGUGUUCUGACGGGACUGUCGCUCGUCGUGGUGGCAUUGCGAUGCUACGUACGGGUCUUCAUUCUCCGCCGACUCUAUGCUGAGGACACCAUUAUGGUUGUCUGUGGGAUGUGUUGCAUUGGUUUCAUGGCCUGUUUUGUCGGCGAAAGCAAAGUGGGCAUGGGCCAGUAUAUCGCGGCGAUCGAAGCUGAAGGCCAUCGUGGGAAGCUUUCCCAAUGGAUAUGGUGGCGCUCGAUUAUUGUCGUGCUGGGUAUUAGUUUGGUCAAGAUAUCCACAGGCCUCUUUCUUCUUCGUUUCACGGCUCAGAAGAAGUGGCUGAAGUGGUUUAUCAUCGGCUCAGUUGCGUGGGAUGCUGGGCUGCGAGCAAAAGAAUCAACCAAAUGCUUUACACUCCCUGUAUUUCUGGCCAUCGGCAGAUUUAAUGCUUCCAUUAACAUCAUCACUGAUUUCCUCUACGCCACCCUCCCGGUCUUCAUGUUCUACAACGUGCAGGUGAACAAAAGGACCAAGAUAUCGCUGAUGGGGAUCUUGGGCCUGGGUUACUUUGCGUGUGCUGCCGCGAUUGUAAAAACAGUUUUUCAAACUCGUUAUUUCUCCGACAAAGAGGUCUACCGAGAAUACUCCUACCAUAUCUGGAACUACGUCGAACUCGCCGCGGGCGUCAUCGCCGCCUCCGUCCCAACAAUCAAACCCCUCGCUAAGAGCAUAAUCGGCAGCACGCGCGGCCAGAGCAGCCGCAACUAUGGACGAUCCCGCAAACGAACAGGCGAGACCUACUACGGCCCGAAUAGCCACACCCUCAGCGAGCUAGCCCGCAGGCGCCAUGACGAGGAGGACAAAUAUCGCGUGCAGAUCCAUGCAAACCACCCGUCGCUGUCGGUUUCCGACGGCGGUAGCGAGGAGAACCUGGCGCGCGACCACAGGCAGGGUCACCCAAAUUCGAGGAUUCUGCAGACGACUGAGGUUAUUGUGCAUACGGAGGAUAGUGCAGAUAUGGGGAUGGGGUCUGUCAUGAUUGGGCCGAGGAGGACGGUGGACGAUCGGAUUUGAUGAGGGGUUCCAUUUGUUGAUUUAUUUCUUUGUCUCGCGGGGUUUGCCAGUUGGGGUCUGGGUAAAAAAAUGGUUAUGGAUAAAAUGGUUCGGAACUGUAAAUGUAGUGGAGCUGGAGUUGUCUGCUAUAGACCAUAUUGGUUGACAUACCCGGAAGAGAAUGCGAGCUGCGUAAACAC
This is a messenger RNA of Aspergillus versicolor CBS 583.65, 1432 nucleotides long. RefSeq lists its product as uncharacterized. The transcript is spliced from 7 exons. Lineage: Eukaryota; Fungi; Ascomycota; Eurotiomycetes; Eurotiales; Aspergillaceae. Bases 114 to 1253 code for a protein of 379 amino acids. The record is from RefSeq and is a predicted model, not a curated record.